GUUUUUAUCAGAGAAUCGGUUCGUUUGGAGAGGGAAAUAAAACUUAAAGACACCGCCACAACACCUUGCGUCUACGGGAAAAUCACGGGUCCGAUGCUGGCACAGAACAUCUGGCUGAAACUUUGCACUUUUUCAUGACAACAUCUGCUUCGUCAAGUCAUCACUGACAGGAAAGGCGCCACUGUUUUCACAGGCCGGUUGAAUAAUCCAAGGACUACACGAAAGAGAUCAAAGAAAUGCGACGCAAAUUAUCGGCAGUUUACCAAAAAGGGCGAAGCUAAAUGGAUGAAAAAGAAAACCGUCGACUGAUGGAUGAGUAAACAGAAUGGAAAAAUAACAGAUUCCAUGUUGUCCUUACCUGUGACUCUCUCCCAACAAAUCUUAGCGUUUCCUGUGAAAAUGCAUCAAAGCAGGAGGGCAACACACUCGUGAAGAUGAAUCCAUAUGUCACGUCUCACUUCAGGAGGGACCUCUUUCCUCAUUUUCACUUGUUGUAGACUUUCUUUUCAUCUACACUGCUGUUACUGCUUCAGUGACAGUGACAUGGGUUACCCUGUUAUUGUAAACCUAAAACAGUAGCUAUUGUCCGUUGUUUUGUUGUUACCUUUAUAUUUGUUUUAGUGUUGGGGGUAAGGGUCGGGGUUUGAUUCUGUCCACUCUUCCUAAAGAGCCGGGUCCCACAGGCUCUCAUUAGGCUACUUGUCAGGUUUCUGUAGAGAUGUCUAGAAAUGGUUACAGAAGGUAAAUACUAACAGAGCAAGCAUCCAUUUUAUUUUCACACUGGAAUAUAUUUGCACAUGGGCCUUGUGCUUUAUUUUGACUGCCUCUGUAUCUGUUUCAAACAAUUAUUUCGAUAUAUCAAGGAAUUUUGCAUGCAUUUGUUUGUUUUGUUUUUUGGAAAUUAUUUUUGCCUCCUUUUCAGUUUCUCUUGCAUGCUCUUAUUUGCACAUUGCACCAACAUAUGAUUAUCUGCUCUCUUGUUUUGGGCAAGUUUCUCUGAUAGUCUCAGGUAGUUUUAUGGUUCUUUUUGAAGUAGCUGUGAAGCAGGGAUGCAGAGGAAGAGACUAGGUCCCACAAAGUGAGUUAUUGUUUUAACCAAGUAAUGUCUCAGCUCUUUUCCUUCCUGGACGAGACAUGAUCUCUGAACUUUGAUUGCUGACCUACAGAGAAACAUAGAAGACAUCUUCAGGUGACUUGUGCACUUAUCAGUCCCUCUAUUGUGAUUAUUAUUUAACUUAAUGUCCACUUGUUAACAAAGUUUUCAUACUAAAUUUGAUCUGUAAGUAAUGCCAGAGGUCAAGCUCAGUAAUUUAUUUCUCUGCAACAUUGUUCUGUUUCACUCCCUCCUCCUUUGUUUUCCUUCCCUCCUCUGGUGAUUUGUUAGACAAAGGAGGUUUCUCAGCUGCAGCUGUACUGAAGGAUGAGUCUGCUGUGCAUGAAGGGAUAUAUAAAUGUUUCACAAAGGUAAUCCACAGCUAAGUUUCAUCAGAGAUUGACCGUUACAGUUGAUUGCUCACAGUAGCAUAGCUGAAGCUGAUAUAAUCCACACAACAGUGAGUUUAAGAAACACGUUUUCACCAAAUUGACAAUGAUCAUCAGACAAAUAUGUAGAUCCUUAGGAAUAGAAUGCCCAAUUUUAAAAGCAGUGACCUGAGGGAACAGGAAUUUAGGUUGGAGUCCUCUUAUUUGUGAAAGGUGACAUUCUGUGACUUGUGAAGUAACCAAUAUAAGACAGCUAAGUACAUUGAGACAGGGACAUAUUAUAUUAUUAUAUUAUCCACAACUUGGCCCAUUAAGCAUUGGAACCUACAUUCAAUGUUUUCUUCCCAAGAAAAAAGAAGUAUGUAUGUAUGUAUAAAUGAUGUCAACAUAUCUGUGAUGUAUUAAAGCCAAUAUAUUGUUUGUAUCUCCUUAUGGCCAUACCAAGAGGGGUUCUAAAGUUGUGAAAAGCUUGGAUCGUAAGAAACAGCACGUUCUUUUGCUUGUUCUAGACUGCAUGGUAGAAAUAGCUGGAUUAUAUUUUCACUGAAGCUUACCCUGAAAGAGUUUUCAAACUGCUUUCUGUCUGUAUAUCUUGUGUGUAUCUUGUUUUAGUGUAAUACGGUGUAUCCUGUAAUCGGUCCUGUAUCCUCACAGCUGUCACCUUUAGCCCUCCUCUGUUGUGCUGUCACUUCAUAGUGUCAUUUCAUGUGAUGUUGCCUGCUGAGGGUUUCCCUGUAAUUGUUAAAAACCUAAUGGAACCUGUCCCGCAUGUUCUUGUGCUGUCUGUUGAGGUCAGUCCAACUCUACUCAUCUGUGUCAAACCUACAAUGCUUGCAAAUGUUGUUUGACAUCCCUCUUCAGCCCAGCACAGUUUGCUUACUUCAGUUAGGACAUUGGUUAUUAAUGAGUACACCUGUGGACCAUCUUCAAGAACCCCUCCUUUGUUGGUUACUGAAAGACUGUCCUCAAAAACGACUUCACCUCAAGUGUGUUAAAAGACACAAGUGAGUGACCAGUGAUCAUGGAUGGAAUUACCCUCUGGAUACCAUUGGCCAUCAUGGAUUUGCCAUUAUCUCCCCAUAUGAGUAAUGCUUUCCUACCAUAAACAGUGAAAGAUUGAUUGUUUGACUGCAUCAGCACCACACAUUAACUUAAUUUACUUUGUAUCAAGACAGAGCAUACCUUUGAUUCCAGGGUGGAGCCAAGAUCAGUCAUAACAGUAAUAUCAAAUCAAGACACCUUGGAAAACACUAAAUAACUGCAUUUUCCAUAAGACUGAGGAGAAUAAACUGCGCAUGAUGGGAGCAGCACGUGUAAAGCGCCGCUUCAGUGCUGUGGUGGAUGGGCCGGUGGAGGAGGAGGAGGUCAUGAGGCUGGCACAGAGUGCUGCAGAUACAGCAAGGGCAGGGGGGAGCCCAACGGGGUCAGGAACCCCUACCAGCCCCUCCCCGACCCAUGCUAGCAACGGCAAAGCUCUACCUCUGCAGGACAACACCAACAAUGCAAGGAGGCAUAGUGCCAUGGGAGAGGCAGUCGGAGGUGGAGGAGGAGAAGGCGGGAUGAGAGGAGGAGGAAUGUGCUCAGGGCUAAGGAGUGGGAGAGGUGGUAGUGUAGGGGGAAGAGGGCAAGGCCGUUUGUCCUCAGACCAAGAUUCACUCUCUUCCCCGUCCACUACCAGCCGCCGCCCCACCCGCCGCUCAAGCCGCCGGCCCCGACAACGCUUUGUGGGCAAGGACGGGCGCUGCAACGUCACCUUCGUCAACAUGAGCGAGAGGGGCCAGCGGUACCUCAGCGACCUCUUCACCACCUGUGUGGACAUCCGCUGGCGAUGGAUGCUGGUCAUCUUCACCCUCUCCUUCCUUCUCUCCUGGUUGCUCUUUGGGUUUGCCUUCUGGCUAAUUGCCUCCGCGCAUGGGGACCUCUCCAUUCGGCUCGCCCCCAGUUCAAAUGCCUCUCCAGAGACAGGAGAGGCUGGGGCUGGAGGAGAGUCUGAUAGAGAGGCUGUGGUUGAGGAGCCGUGUUUCCUCCAGGUGAACAGCUUCAUGGCGGCCUUUCUAUUCUCCUUGGAGACGCAGACAUCCAUCGGUUAUGGAUUCCGCAGCGUAACCGAAGAAUGCCCCCUGGCGGUGCUGGCGGUCGUUUUGCAGUGCAUCGUGGGCUGCAUCAUUGACGCCUUCAUCAUUGGGGCGGUCAUGGCGAAGAUUGCCAAGCCCAAGAAGCGCAACGAGACACUGUUGUUCUCUGACACAGCUGUGGUGGCGCUGAGGGAUGGGAAGCUCUGUAUGAUGUGGAGAGUUGGAAACCUACGCAAGAGUCACCUGGUAGAGGCACAUGUCCGAGCACAACUGCUGAAGCCAAGGGUUACACCGGAGGGAGAGUUUCUGCCCCUGGACAACGUGGACAUAAAUGUGGGUUUUGACACUGGCACAGACCGUAUCUUCUUAGUCUCGCCAGUGACAAUUGUCCAUGAGAUCGAUGAUGAGUCACCCUUCUUUGAAAUGGAUCGCAAGUCACUGGAGGAGGACUCUGAGCUGGAGGUGGUGGUCAUCCUGGAAGGUAUGGUAGAGGCCACCGCCAUGACCACGCAAUGCCGUAGCUCCUACCUGGCUUCUGAGAUCCUCUGGGGACACCGCUUCGAACCAGUGCUCUAUGAAAGGAAAGAAUGCUACCAGGUGGACUACUCAUUCUUCCAUCGAACAUAUGAGAUCCCCAGCACACCUUCAUGCAGCGCUAAAGAGCUGGCUGAGCUGAAGUACAUCCAAAGCUCACGCUCAUCAUUCUGCUAUGAGAACGAAGUGGCUCUGCAGCUCGUCUCCACUGAUGAUGACCCUGAUCACGACCCCCACUGCUCCCCACCCCCAACGCAACGGGCCUCACACUCAGAGCAUCCCCACAACAACUGACCACAUAGGAGAUGGGGCCUCAGGGGAGAAAAGACAAGAAGUGGACCCAGAAGUUCACAAGAAGCAAGGGUACAAAGAGAAGGUUAGACAGGUAGACUUGGGCAGAUUUGAAGAGACAGGCUUAAGCAAAGAAUGAGCAAAGAAUUUAUAUGGUCAUGAAUGAUGACUAUCUCAGGAAUAGAGAUACAUAGGAUAGGAUAGAGUGACAUUGUUCAUGGUGGUAACAGACAGAGAUGAAAGUCCAGAGGAGGAGUAGGGUAAGAUGUCCACAAGGACUUUCUUUUAACAGGUUGGACAAGAGAAUGAAUGUUUAGAUUAUUAAUCAGUGAAGGGUCUAGAUAGAUAGUUACAUAUGGACAGGAAACAGAUAGUCAAAAAGUGGGGGAUGUUUGGGGUCAGUCUAAUGGGGAGAUGGGUUACUACACUGACCUAGUUGGCUUAUUGGACCUGGCAAUCUUUCAGAAUCAUUAAAAACGUGUCUGCUGAGUCUCAGAUCCAGCCCAUCACUACCACAACAGGUUCAUCUGGCUCUUACUGCCUGCAUGGGAGGAUAUACAACAGCGCCCCAACAUGGUUGUAAUAUGCAACUGCACUCUGUGCUGAAUGACUCCUGAGAGGUGUUGACAUCUGUUAAGGGUGAUUUCUGUAUAAAAUUCAUGGUAAUGUACCUACUGAGGUGCUGCCAAGAAUUGAAUUCCAGUGUGGUUGCUCUCAUGUUAUUUUGUCACUUGAAUGUUUAUAUUUGUAACGGUAAGUAAGGAUAGUGCACUGUUUGUGAGUUUGGGGGCUGUUGAGUCUUCUACUAAGUGAUAGGCUACUUCUUAGAGCCAGUGCAUAACAAAAAUCAACAAGGGGAAACAGCUGAAAAUGAGCAGCGGUUUUAAGCUGUUUUCUUUACAUAUAAUGUACUGUAUGUUGUUUUUCUAUGCGUAUUGCAAAAAAUAUUUGACAAUUGACCAUUUUGUUUUAUUUAAUCUACCAUUUUGUGUUCAGCUGAGUGCCAUGUGGGCACUUGUAAGCUUGUAGUUAAUCAUUUUCAAACCACAGCAGUGAUAUGAGGACUGUGCUGAUGAUGUAGGAUAUGGUAAGUUACUGUAUGUCCUGAUCGGUCAAUCACUUGACCACAUUUAUUACACUUAUAUCUUUUCUGCAUGUUUUUAUUGUGAAAUCAACAAAAAUGUAUUGUGUUACUUUGUUAUUUUGGGGAUUUUAGUAGUUAGCUAUCGAGGUAUGUCAUUAUAAUCUUGAAAGUGUCUUGGCUCUUGGCUGACCAUUUGAGGUUGGGUACUGAAUCCAACAUAAGUUAUACUCAGAGGGAACGUCAAUGCACUGAAGGCCUGCAGUCACCUCAAACAUCAGCUGAACUGUAAAAAUAAAUAAAUAAAUAAUGUUCUAGUCGCUGAUUUGUACCACUCUGAGACUUAAGAGGUGUCUGAAAUCUGCACAGGUGACAGAGGAUUGAACUGGAAACACUGCAACAUUAUGUUCUUUGGGGAGUAGUUCAUAUGUAGUCACAAAACAAAGUGACAACCUACUUUAACUCUAAUCUUAUGUUUAAUUUGGUUUCUCUCCCAAAAUGUGAGCACAAAAUAGCGGGUGGUGCCUUCAAAAGAAUGGAGCUAUUGUAGCUAGCCCUUCCUCUGCAACAGCAUAGUCUAAUUUAUGUUUGAGAUCUGUUUAAAACUUAUUUUUUAUUGCGUUGCUUUAUUUUGAAUCUUGUAAUUCUAGCAGCAGUAUUUUUUUUCAGACACCUGAACAAUUCAUUGCACUAAGUAGACAAAUGUUCCCAUGCAAAGUAGCUACUGUGAAUCUGCUCUAUUAAUGGGUAGUCUCUAUGUUAUGAUGCACUGACACCAUAAACCAUGUUUUCACCUGGAUUAUGCUGUAGUUGCACUUUUAGUUAUAAUACAUUGCAUCUGUUAAAUCAAUGUGUAUUUUACUUUCAUUUUGUUUAAGGUUCUGUAUUCAUUUACAGAGUUAUGAUGACUGAAUAUUUGAGUAAAGUAUUGUGGUUAGUAAAGAAGUGAAUGACAGAGACAGUUAACUUGGUGUCAGAAGUGCAACUUGAUAAAAAAAAAAAAAAAAAAAAAAACUGUUGACCAAUAAUCAGCCCAUCUGCUGCACAACCUGGGAACUCAUGCUUUUUUUCUACACUUAAGUAAUAUCUGGCUCUUGGAGACAAAUAUCACUGAUUAAGCUCUGCAACAGCACUGAAAUUUUGCUACUGGAUCAGUACAGGUUACCUCACACGCAGAAGUAGCAAUGUCUCUCUUGAGUUUAUAAAAAGAUAAUCCAUGUUGACCUCAGGGGGAGGGCCUAUGGUAUUGAUAAGGUAUUAUCUGUUUCAACUAGUAAUGACAUUCUAUGUUUGUGUUUUCCCCUUACAACUCUCCUGUAUGACCACUGCUUUCUAUUUAUAGGCUGCACACUGGUCAUUUCUCCCUUCCUGCCUCCACUUCCAUGGAAUGUAACUUGAACUUAGUGCACCAUCACUUCAGCCACUGCGAUUGUGCUUUUUCAACACCCCACAAAGAAAUAGGAAGAUGGACUACUUGUUUUUUUCCCCCUGGUUGCUUAGGUUGCAUUACACACACUGUAUGUCCACACUUCUCUGGCAUUGUCAAAUAUAUAGCCUACUGCACAAACUGGUAAACUGUAGUAAGAUGCAACCAGUUGGUCUAAAAGCUGUAGCUUCCUUUAAUCUCUCAUUUUUUUUCUACAGAAAAUGUAAAAUCCUUUCUCUGUCGUAACACUGGAAUGUAAUUUUCAGAGCUGCUUGUGGCACAGACUGCUUCUCAGUGAAGCUGAAUCAAGCUGUAGAACAAAUAAAACAGAGACUGAAAUUA
This is a messenger RNA of Myripristis murdjan (pinecone soldierfish), 7231 nucleotides long. It is a transcript of the gene kcnj14, whose product is annotated as potassium inwardly rectifying channel subfamily J member 14. The record is from RefSeq and is a predicted model, not a curated record. Gene Ontology annotation, cellular component: plasma membrane. The coding region runs from base 2778 to 4385 and encodes 535 amino acids. Lineage: Eukaryota; Metazoa; Chordata; Actinopteri; Holocentriformes; Holocentridae. The transcript is spliced from 5 exons. Gene Ontology annotation, molecular function: inward rectifier potassium channel activity. Gene Ontology annotation, biological process: regulation of monoatomic ion transmembrane transport; potassium ion import across plasma membrane.